CUCCGACUUCAGCUACAGGAACAAGCUGUUGAAUUGCACGACGCCGAACUAGAGAAAAAUCGCUUAGCAAAAGAGCGUAUGGAAGUGGCGCGAACAAUAACCACUUUGGAAGCAGAUCUCAAGAGAGUUCGCAGAGACGCAGAGAAUAUCCGAAAGGAUGUGGCCCUGCUUAAAAAUGAACGGGCUGGGCUGUUGGCGAAGACUCAUGAGGACAAGCUCACCAUUGAGAGGGCACAAGCUCACGUUCGGCAGAUGCACAGUCAACUUGUUGAAAUGCAGCGGAAGGUCCGGGAAGUCGAGGAAAGCCGAACUGCUUCAGCACUCGACUCUGAGGCAUUGGAGAAGUUGAAGCUUGUGCACAAUAAAGAGUGCAAAGGGUUGAUGCUCCAAAUUCGAUACCUGAAGGCAAGAUGCACACGAGAACAUGCAUUUAGGUUGGAUCUUGGAUAUCAGAAAGUGUACCUCUUGAAGGUUCUUGAGGCUCACAACGUAGGUGAAAGGAGUAUCCUUGCAUCGAUAGCACGUCUCGGCUUCCCUCCUCCGAAAAGGACGAAUAAAUCCCUUCGAACCAUUGUUAUGGCUGUGAUUUUCGUGCAUAGAACGAAAACCGCACGGGAAGCUUGGCUGCUCAAUGUCGCUUCCAAGCAAGCAGUCCAAGGGGCGCUGGAAGAAGUCAGAAAACGGAGAGCGACCCAAAAAUCUUGAGAACCUUGGCAGUAUUUAUCAUAUCAAUGAUUUCGUCGCAUUCCUCACAUGUGGAUUGUAAUUAAUUUAUUUGUAUUAGUACAUGUAGUACGUCUGCUUUUGUAGUACAAUUUUAUGGUUUU
Cantharellus anzutake is the source of this 827-nucleotide messenger RNA. RefSeq lists its product as uncharacterized. The record is from RefSeq and is a predicted model, not a curated record. Bases 79 to 705 code for a protein of 208 amino acids. NCBI's taxonomy places the organism in Eukaryota, Fungi, Basidiomycota, Agaricomycetes, Cantharellales, Hydnaceae. The transcript has 4 exons.